Cotesia glomerata is the source of this 808-nucleotide messenger RNA. RefSeq lists its product as uncharacterized. Bases 248 to 715 code for a protein of 155 amino acids. NCBI's taxonomy places the organism in Eukaryota, Metazoa, Arthropoda, Insecta, Hymenoptera, Braconidae. The record is from RefSeq and is a predicted model, not a curated record. The transcript is spliced from 3 exons.
AUAGGAUUGUUCAUUGGUGCCAAAGAAUUAUUGCUGAGUAGUAAAUAAAUGAGUAACAAUGGUGAAGUGCGUUAUUUCAAAGAGAAAAUAUCGAGAAGAGUAGGAAAAAGAACAUUUGUUUAAAGGAUGGCUUUGUAAAGCUCCUGCAAGUUUAAUUAGUUCGGGCCGUGGAGAAGCUUAUUGUAAAUCCUGUCGUGUUCCAUUACGGGCCCAAAAACAUGACUUGACGAAACAUGUCAAAACGCAAAUGCACAUUAAAAAUAUGGAAUCUUUAAAUGUGAAGAAACAAGUAACUUUAUUGAGUAUUGGUACUGCUAAUGUCAAUGAAGCUUCAAAGUUGGCUGGAAUAAAAUUGGUUUUAAAUAACGCUGCUCAUGGUUCUUUGAAAAAUAUAGAUCAUUUAUGUGAAAUGUUAAAAGAUAUUGACAAAAGUAGUCAACUGACAAAACUACGAUUACAUCGAACUAAAUGUUCGAAAAUUAUUCUUAACGUUAUUGCUCCUGGUAUACUAAAAGAACUGCUUGAUGACUUGGGCGAAGAAAGUUAUUCGAUACUGCUUGACGAAUCCACAGAUGUAUCAACAAUGAAAUACAUGGCCUACUGUAUUAGAUAUUAUAGUAAAAAGCAAAAAAGAUUGUUACCGACUUUUUGGGUUUCAAUGAAGUUACCGAGGAAACAGCGGAAAAGUUAUUUUCUGACUUUGCGAAAUUUAUGAACGGUCUUGGUUUAAAUAUUAAUAAUUUAGUAGGUCUUGGUACUGAUGGUGCCAGUAAUCUUUGUGGUGUCAAUCACAGUCUAUACGUACUAU